AUGCUCGCAAGGCAAAUUUCUCACUGCGUCGGCGAUGUAGUAAAUGAGGAAGAGAACGAAUGGACGAUCUCCGAAGCUCCGAUUCGGACUCCGCGGCGGAACCCGCCUUAUUCUCCCGAGAUUCACAUGCACGCGUCAUUAAGACUCAUUACUCCUUUUGCGGAAUCGGGACGCAAUUCUAUUCCUCCGCUCGCAAUGACUUUAUCCAGAGGCAGUUCGGUUAAAUUGGCUGUAAGCAGUUUAGUUUUCGACCAAAGGCUAGAUCGGAGGGAUGAAUGCAAGGCGAAGGAAUAG
Molecule: messenger RNA, 294 nt
Organism: Sclerotinia sclerotiorum 1980 UF-70
Lineage: Eukaryota; Fungi; Ascomycota; Leotiomycetes; Helotiales; Sclerotiniaceae
Exons: 3
Coding region: 1-294 (97 amino acids)
Source: RefSeq, a predicted model, not a curated record